AUGGGAUGGCAGGAGCGCAUCGUCUACUUUCGUGAUUUCGCAUACGCGCAUCAGGCACGACGCACCCGCAUGGCUUCGGGCACUGUUGGCGACGUGCCCGCUGCCACUUAUGCAGAGUACGUCCAUCAACCUUCUUUAGACUUUACCAUUGAUGGCUGCGGUGGCGCAUCGGAUUCUUCAUCGGAUGCCGAGUCGUGCGCAUCGGACGAUGCCAAUGCGCCCGAUGAGGCGCGUCUUCAAGUGUCCCAGGCUGUCGCGCGAUGCCUUCCUGUCCGCCCGGGCCUGACACACCGUCUCAAUUCCCACCGUCUCCAUGUGCGAGCCAAAGCUAAGCUACAGCGCGAUAGACUCCUCUCCGGCCGCAUGAUCGACAUAUACGUUGGCGAGGCCAGGCGCCACUGGGCGCUGCACCGCAACCUCCUCUGCCACCACUCCGAGCUGCUCGAGUCGGAACUGCAAGGUCAUGGCAAGAAUAGGCAGGACACCCUCGACCUGCCGGACCACGACCCGGCGGGCUUCGAGCUGCUGGUAAAAUGGCUAUACCAGGGCAAGCUCGACGACGUCUCCGACAUGGCAGACGCGAACCAGAAGUACGACUACGCCGUCAGCUGUCACAAGCUCUAUCUCCUCUGCAACCGCUUCGAUAUGCCGCAGUUGAAGAACGUGGCCAUGGACCAAUAUCGCAAAGGCCUCAACCAAGCCGAGCUGGUCCCCGACGCCGAGGAGAUUGAUGAAAUAUAUCGCAAGAGCCCGGAAGGCUCGCCAUUCAGGCGUCUGAUGACACGCAUCGCUGCGCGACAGAUCAUGGAUCCAGACAGCGACAGGGACGUAGAGACGUAUCGCCAGUGCUUCGAGAACAAUCCCGACUUCGCCGUCGAUCUCGUCAAGGCGAUGAAGUUCGGCACCGGAGGCAUGCUGUUCGAUGACCCGACCGAUACCGGCAAUGAGUGCGAAUAUCACGACCAUGACGACGGCCCCAACUGCCACGUCAAAGGCAAGGGCAAGGGCAAGCAAGGUAAAUAG
Messenger RNA from Didymosphaeria variabile, 1023 nucleotides. RefSeq lists its product as uncharacterized. Gene Ontology annotation, molecular function: protein binding. The transcript has a single exon. The coding region runs from base 1 to 1023 and encodes 340 amino acids. The record is from RefSeq and is a predicted model, not a curated record. Lineage: Eukaryota; Fungi; Ascomycota; Dothideomycetes; Pleosporales; Didymosphaeriaceae.